Molecule: messenger RNA, 1414 nt
Organism: Bactrocera dorsalis (oriental fruit fly)
Lineage: Eukaryota; Metazoa; Arthropoda; Insecta; Diptera; Tephritidae
Exons: 3
Coding region: 746-1414 (222 amino acids)
Source: RefSeq, a predicted model, not a curated record
UUUCACUAUGCACUUGUCAAUUGUUAUUGUACUGCAAAGUGAAAAGCGUUUCUGUUCCACAAUAUUCUUUGCGAAUCUCACUUUGCAUUGAGCAUAUUUUGGCAAAGAUUUUACGCUCUUUCCGCUCAGUGCAAAGUCUUUGCACUUUAUUGGCAAAGUCUUUGCACUCUCUUGCAAAGUGAGUAUGCAAAGUGUUCCACAAAGCGUUUUAUCAACUUUGCAUUUCUGUCUCAUCACUUUUCACUUUGCAUUUAGGCUGUUCACGGUAAGGUGGUUAUCGGGUUAUGUGGUUAUUAAAUUAAAAAUAACCUCUAUGCUUCGUGAGCACCCUAUGUUGUAUGGUUAUUUGCUUAUUUUUACACAAACAGCUGUUCAUUGUUUUUCACUUUAGUGAAGGUAUGUGCUUAUUAAAUAAUCCGAAUUUUAAGGGUUCAAAAAUUCUUUGUAUAAAAUUUACAGAUAUCUUGCAUAAUUUGCUGAUUGUAAACAAAAAACAGCUGUUAAUAGCAGAUUUUCCAAUAAGAAAAUCUAAAUGGAAAUGCCAUUCGCUUAGUUUUAUUUAUUUUUUGUGCUGCCAUUUAGUAAAAUUUCAACGACUUUCUAACACUGGAAAUAAGCAAACAACCACAUAAUCUAUAAACAAGUGUUUUGUCAUACCGCAUUUUGUUGUUGUUUACUUAAUCACAUAACCCGAUAACCACCUUAUCGUGAACAGCCUAAUUAUUGCUUUAUAUGUGUUGUUAAAAUGAGCCGCAAAAUACAAAUUGAAAAAAAACUUGCUGUUUUAAAUGUAAUAAAAGAAAAAAAAAGCAUUUUAUUUGCUAGUUUUAAAAACAACAGAGUUAGCAAAUUAGAUAAACAGGCAGCAUGGGAGGAUGUGUUAAAAAAAGCCCAAUCCCUACAACUGGCGUCAGCACAAAAAACAUGGACCUAUGCAAGGGACAGUUUGUUUGGGCUCUGGAAGAGCCGGACAAUGAGUAAAAGGGAUAACGCCCGAAAUACUGGAUCCGGAGGUGGGAAGGACAAAGUAAUGGAUGAAGCUGACUUGGCCAUCCUCGAUAUUCUGGAAUCAGACUCAGCUGUGGUAGAUGGUUUGAAUUUGCCAGAAAGUUAUGGCAACUCAGAAAAUCUACCGUCAGCUGAGAAUGAUUCCAGAAUAUCUAUUUCAGAAGAAACUAUUGCCAAUCCACCUCUAAACCCAAGAAAGAGGAAGCGCUCUACCAAGUUUCCAAGUGAAACUUUGGAUAGAGAGAAAAAAUGCCGGCUGGAGCUCCUUGAGGUUGAGGUUUAUUACCGGAAACUUCAAUGCCUAAAACUGGAGAGGGAGCUCCUACUUCCACCCUCUGCUAUCACACUGGGAAUUGCAACGGCAGAAACAGAAAAUAUAUCGCGUGUGUUAUUUGAGGAGGUUUGA